AUGGAGACUAGACGAUUGAAGCGAGAUGUUGAGGCCUUGCUUGGGGAAUACAUUGGGCGGAGACUUAGGGAAAAUAACUUUGAUCCUAUGGGGAAAGGAUCCUCUACAGUGCUGGAUGAGUUGGCGCAUUAUGAUUUGGCCAUAAAUGUGGCCCUAUGGUGGUUAGAUAAAGAUGAUGAGCAGGAUUUGAUGGAGACUGAUUUAAGAGGACUCGGCAGUCCAGGAGAUGACCAGUACCCUAACAGACUGGAACGAGAGGCCAUGAUCCUCUCAUCUUUUGCUGGCAUGUUACUGAAUAAGUUGCCUGUGAAGGAAAUACUCUCGCUCUAUAGCUCUAAGCCGUCAGCUUCCUAUUUCCAUCAGCACACAAAGAGCGCCAUUGUUCACCCAUUCUCACUGUCAUAUCACCCAUUCGCCAUGCUCCACUCAUUCAAGGCUGUGGACCAUUCUAAAAGACACACCAAGAAGCUAAAGCGCUGGAGCAGUCAGCACAGGAAAGCUGGUGACACCGUAGACUCUGUGGGGUGUGAAACUGUCCAGUCCUGCUCCUCCUCAUCCCACUCCACUUUCACUGCUAGUGGAAAUUCCCUGAAAGAACAGAUGGAGCAUGAUGAAGGCUCACAGGAAUCUCUUCAUAGCCCAAGAUAA
Chanos chanos (milkfish) is the source of this 648-nucleotide messenger RNA. RefSeq names its product chromosome 9 C2orf80 homolog (gene c9h2orf80). NCBI's taxonomy places the organism in Eukaryota, Metazoa, Chordata, Actinopteri, Gonorynchiformes, Chanidae. The transcript is spliced from 8 exons. The record is from RefSeq and is a predicted model, not a curated record. The coding region runs from base 1 to 648 and encodes 215 amino acids.